CGCCCCAAACAGUACGACCACCAUCUAGUACUGCACAAAGAUUAGACCCAGCUUAUUCUCAUUGUACAGUUCCAGAUCCGAAUAAGAAGAAUUAUUUGCAGUGCAUCUAGUGCCCAAAGAUUUGCAAGGGUGGGAUUACUCGUGUCAAGUACCACCUCGGCCAUGUUCCAAAAACAAGUGUUUCUCCAUGUCCUAAUGUUCCAUCUGAUGUGAAGAAGCACAUGCUUGAUACUGUCACAAAAAUGCAUCAGCAAAAGGAAAAUAAAGCCAAUGAACUGAACAAGUCAAGGGAAGAGGUUAAUUUAAGCCACUCAGAGGGAGAAGAGACAAGUGAUGAUGAUCAGGCCAAGGGUAAGCAAAAAAGAGUGAGGCACACCUCUAGCUCGAAAGGAUCUGGCGGUCCUAUUGAGAAGUUCUGCAAAUCCAAACCAGAAGAGGUUGUAGCUAGUAAAGGUACAAAAGUAAAAGUUCAAUCCGCAUUGACACUCAAGAGAAGAAAAGAGAGGAGGAAUCAUGCAUGUGAGUAUAUUUGUCAAUUCUUCUAUGAGGCAGGAUUUCCAUACAGUGCAGUUACUCUUUCUAGUUUUGUACUUAUGCUAGAGGCCAUUGGGGAUUUUGGCAGGGACUUGAAAGGUCCAACGCCAUAUGAGAUGAGUGGUCCUUUCUUGAAGAAAAGGAAGAAGAAGGUGCUAGAAAAACUGAAGGCUCAUAGGGAACCAUGGAAGCUUAGUGGCUGUUCUGUUAUGACUGAUGCAUGGACGGAUAGAAAAGGCAGGGGAGUAAUGAAUCUGGUCGUUCAUAGUGCUUACGGGGUGUGCUUUCUUGAUUCCGUGGACUAUUCAGCUGUAAAGAAAGAUGGAAAAUAUAUAUUUGAUCUUGUCGACAGAUGCAUAGAGGAUGCAUGUGAGAAGAAUAUUGUUCAAGUGGUGACAGAUAAUGCUAGAGCAAAUGAAGCGGCGGCAAGUUUACUCAAGGCAAAGCGGCCCAAUAUAUUUUGGACUGGUUGUGCCGCACACUGCAUUGAUCUCUUGCUUGAGGACAUUGGACUUCUUCCACCUGUUGAAGUCACAAUUACAAAGGCAAGAUCUUUGACCGUAUUUCUCUAUGCUCAUACAAGGUUUCUGGAGUUGAUGAUAAGAUUUCUUGGGAGGAUUUGGUUCGGUCUGGUGUUACUCGCUUUGCAACAACUUAUCUGAAUUUAAAGAGCUUACUGGACAGCAAGAAAGAACUACAAAGGUUGUUUCGGUCAGAUGAGCUCAAUGACAUGGGGUAUUUGAAGAAGGCGAAAGGCCAGACAGCAAACAGAGUGGUGUGCUCUGAUGGUUUUUGGAAGAAAGUGGAUGAUGCUGUGAAUUUUUUUGAUCCCUUGGUUAAUGUUCUAAGGCGAAUGGACAGUGACAUACCAUCUAUGGGUUUCCUAUAUUGUGGUUUGAUGAAUGCAAAGAGAGAAAUUUCUGUGAGGUUUGACAAUGAUGAGAGCCGCUUCCAAGUUGUUUGGGAUAAGAUCAACAAAAGAUGGGACCAUAAAAUGAAAACACCACUACAUUUGGCUGGCUAUUUCUUAAACCCUUACUGUUAUUACACAAACAAGGUUGAGAUUGAAUUGGACAGAAGUUUCAGAGAAGGUGUAAUUUCUUGUGUGACAAAGAUAAUUGAAGAGGUAGAAAUUCAAGAUGCGGCUAUUGAAGAAUUCACUUUGUAUCAAGAUGACCAGGGCUCAUUUGGGAAGGAUAUUGCUGUUCGACAGAGGCGAAACAAGAACUUUGAUCCUGCAAAAUGGUGAAAAAAUCAUGGAACAAGUGCACCACAUCUAAGGAAUUUGGCAAUAAGGAUUUUGAGUUUGACAUGUAGCUCCUCUGCUUGCGAAAGAAACUGGAGUGCUUUUGAACAAGUCCACUCAAAGAAACGUGCAAGACUGCUUCAUGAUAGAAUGAGGGAUCUAGUUUUUGUCAAGUUCAACUCUAAACUGGAGCAGAAGAGAAAGAACCAAAACAGAGACCCCAUUGUGAUACCAUUUGUUGAUGUACUCGACAACAAUGAUAAUGAAUGGAUUUGUGAGAUUACAAGGGACGAACCAAUACAAGGUGAAGCAAUAAAUCAUGAACCUGAGCAUCACGUAACUGCACAUGGUCCAAACAAGAGGAAAACCAUUACUGAGCAUAAGCAAGCUAAAAAGUGGAAGGUCAUUCCAGAUGAUGAUGAAGAAGUUAUAUCAUCUUCUUCCUCGGAUGAGGACAUCGAAUUACCAAGUGAUCAUACAGAGCUGAAUGAUGAUAUCUUGACCGACUUUGAAGAGGAAUAGACUACAAUUUUAAGUUCAUUAAUAAAUAAUGCA
Molecule: messenger RNA, 2335 nt
Organism: Triticum aestivum (bread wheat)
Lineage: Eukaryota; Viridiplantae; Streptophyta; Magnoliopsida; Poales; Poaceae
Exons: 3
Coding region: 222-1196 (324 amino acids)
Source: RefSeq, a predicted model, not a curated record